Chiloscyllium plagiosum (whitespotted bambooshark) is the source of this 3094-nucleotide messenger RNA. RefSeq names its product alkB homolog 3, alpha-ketoglutarate dependent dioxygenase (gene alkbh3). Gene Ontology annotation, cellular component: mitochondrion; nucleoplasm. Gene Ontology annotation, biological process: DNA alkylation repair. The record is from RefSeq and is a predicted model, not a curated record. Gene Ontology annotation, molecular function: dioxygenase activity. Lineage: Eukaryota; Metazoa; Chordata; Chondrichthyes; Orectolobiformes; Hemiscylliidae.
UCUCCUUCCAUCUCUCUAUGUCCUGCCCCUUUCUCUGUGGCCCUAUGAGACCGCCCUUUUCCUUAUACAGAUGAAGGAUACUGGAGUAAUUUCGAGGUUAUGUAUUAUUUUUGGGGAUUGGGGGUGUUACCUGAAGAGCUCUAAUUGGCUGUUCCCCUGGGCUCUGGGGCCUUUAUUCCCCACUAAGUGCCUCACUCCCUCUGUCUCUAUCUUGCCGGCGCCAUGUCCCAAGGCCACGGGGCCCAGGCUGGAGUUUAGCGGCUCUAAAAGGCGACAGAUUCCCGGGAGAGUGUUCUCCGCCCUCUGUCCGCGGGGCCGGAACCGAAGAAAGGACCCUGUACGAUCCUCCGGAGCUGCUUUCCCGGCGGACACCGACCGGAACCUGAAAGCGUGAGACGACCGGAAAUCAGGGUCUGAGUGUGUUAUGGCAGUGAAGAAGUGAGAUUUACAAGCAUCAUGGCAGACAAAAGACAGCGGGCAAGGGUGCAAGGUGCAUGGGCAAACCACAGUAAGACCACAGUAAGAUCACUUCAAGUUCACAGGAAUUCUUCAGCAAAUGUUGCUGGAACACACUGGCUACCAAAUGAACAAGCUGCAGCUGAUGGAAGAUUUGUCUUUCAAAAUCCAACAGAGGUUCAGCGUAAAAUUCCAGAAGAAAAGACCAUUGACAAAGAAGGUUUUUAUGAAAUUAGCAGUGGGCCAACAGGAGUUUCCAGACUAUACCUAAAGCCUGGUUUUAUUGAUCCAAAAGAAGCUGAUUGGAUGUUUGAACAACUGUACGCAGAAAUACCCUGGAAGCAAAAAUCAAACAUCAGAGAGGGUAGAUCAUAUCAAGAGCCGCGACUCACAGCUUGGUAUGGAGAUCUUCCUUACACAUACUCCCACACAGCUAUGAAAUCAAACCCUCAUUGGCAUCCUCUGCUGAUUAUGCUGAAGGAUCACACUGAGAAAGUAACUGGAUACACCUUUAAUUCUCUUCUUUGCAAUUUGUACCGAAAUGGCAAAGACAGCAUUGAUUGGCACAGUGAUGAUGAACCGUCACUGGGGCAAAAACCUAUCAUUGCAUCACUUAGCUUUGGAGACACCAGGAUCUUCGAAAUGAGAAAAAAGCCACCACCAGAGGAUAAAGGAGAUUACACAUAUGUAGAAAGAAUCCGGAUCCCACUGAGCCACGGGUGUUUGUUGGUAAUGGAAGGAGAAGCUCAGAAGGAGUGGCAGCAUCGAGUGCCAAAAGAAUACCAUGACAGAAAUCCACGAAUAAACCUGACAUUUCGAACAAUUUACCCUGAGACACAAAGGAACUGAAGAUGAAAUGAACACAGAGGAUGACAAUGUGCAAAUAAGUGAAGAACAAAAGACCUCAAACAGGCUUUGUUAGUUUUUGUUUGAAAGUUGAACAUUUGGAUUGUACGGUUAAAAUAACAAAAAACUGUUAGGCCAGCGUUUCAAUUGAAGACAUUGCCAAAAGAAAACUAAACAAAUGUGUUUAGACUGUAUCUGUUAAUAAUACAAUACAACAAUUUUAAUGCUUGGACUUUAAGUUAAAGUUGAAUAUCUAGAUAAUUUAACUUUGACAAAUUUAAGAAAAUCUUGUUUUGGAUCUGCUGUACUUUAUCUAAACAGGAAGCUGAUUUCUAGAAAAUGGGUACAAAGUUAUGAGUGAUGUUGGAAAACAUUUGUCACAUUAUAUUGUUUAUUAAUCCACAAAAAGUUGCUUGCCUGGUAAUAUACAUUGGCGUGUUUGAUUCACAUUCCCUAUUAUUUUAAGGCUGAGGAAUUUGUUCUUAAGAAUCAAAGAUACAUGAGGCAAAAUGUUGAGUGUUUGAUAAAGAGUUGAAAAUAUGAAUCAAAGAUUAAUUAUUUUUGUUUCAUACAAUAUAAGCAAUAGUUAGCAGUGAGUUAACUUGCCAAGAAUACAUUUGCUCAACUUCAAAAUGCAUACUGAAUUUUAACAAAACAAAAUCAGAAUUCAGCUAUAGGUCCUAGUGGCAAACAUUAUUACAUUGGAUAAACCCAAAAGAAAUGUGCUAUUUAAAACAGGUUUGCUGAAGUUUCGUAUAUAGACCAAUGUCAAGUUUGAUUAAAAAAUGCAUACUAUUGAUUCAUUGCUGCAUUUGAAAAGACUCAAAUUUUAUUGAUUUAAUUUAGACUUCUAAAGGUGGUAGAUUUGGCAGCCAGAAACUGGCAGCAAAUACCCAAGUUUUGAACACUCCUUCAUCUCAUUUUCUAAUGUACUUUCAAAGUUUAAAAAAAAAUGCAUCAGACCAUAAGAAAACACAUUAAGGAAUACAGUGCAGUCACUUAUUGGAGGUUUAACUUGAGUGUUCUUUUUUAUUCAAGAGCUUAUUUAUUGAAUCCUGCAGUAAUUACUUCUUAAAACGUAUUGCUGAGCAAACCACAACGUUUCUUGUUGGAGAUGACUUUUGUACAUAACUAAAAUAAUUUAUCAUUUUCAAACAAAAUGUUAUCAUCAGGUGACUCAGUGAGUACCUGGACCAUGCAAUCCAAAAACAAUUUGGCUCCUGAUCUGUGUUGAGUUUGCUAAUCUUAGCUGGGAUACAGUAGAGAAAUUACAAAUGACCUUGGGUUUUCUGGAUUAGAAAGAGAAAUAUUUGCUGGAACUCUAAAUUACUGUGCAGCCCCCCCAGUGGAAAUUACCCCUGUGGACAGUGAGGGACGAGACUGGUUUAAUAGUGAUGUCCAUGUUGUUGAAGUGCUUGUUUCCAGCCAGUGUAAAGAGUUGCACAUGUAGAAUCAUAACUUGAGUCAGAAAUGGGAGCAGAGAUAUUGUUGAAAAGAAACGCUGGCUCCAGAUUAGAAAUUGUGAUAUAAAGAUAUGCAAUUGAUGUGCACUAAAUAAAUAGGACUGUGUUAAUCCAAAUCUGGUUAACUGCGAUUAUUUUCAGUCGACAGGUACUGGUCUGUACUCUAGAAAAAUACUGUCCAAUGCUAAUCAGCAUUUUUUUUAAACAGUAGUGAUUUUUUUUUUGUGCUUGUUGCCAAAGAACAGGGCUGUUCUAUUUGAUUUCAGUAGAUUUUCUGUAUUCAGAAACAGUGAAAUAUGUUUGUUAAUAAAAUGGGUGUAAAAUUUCAA